This is a messenger RNA of Acanthosepion pharaonis, 1545 nucleotides long. The record is from the annotation of a GenBank genome assembly. NCBI's taxonomy places the organism in Eukaryota, Metazoa, Mollusca, Cephalopoda, Sepiida, Sepiidae.
AUGGAAGAAAAUAAUGAGGCGUUGUUAUCGGUACGACUAUCGAACACCCGGGUCGCUUUGCAAGAAUUGGAAAAUGAGUUAAGAUGUUGUGCCUGCCAGCAAAUCAGUUCCAGGCUUUGUUCACUUGGAAUGUGUGAGCAUUUGGUCUGCAGUCAAUGUACAUCUGAUCGGGUGUCUCGGGUCUGUCCAGUUUGUCAUCUUCCAUUUGAUGUCAAAGAUAUUCAGAUACAGUUACCACUAUGUAACAUACUCAACAUUUCCAACCAACUAAGAGAAAUUCUAUUCAAUCCAGAAUCAGAUUCCUCGUGCCAAGAACCUCAGCUCAACUCUGGGAAAUCACAGAAAACAGAAAAUGAAAUCAUUUUUGUUCCUUCAGACCAGAUGAGAGAAGCCAAAAAAUUAAAUGGAUCUCCUGGUUUGAAGAUGACACCCUCUCCAAUAAGAAUUAAGAAAAAUUCCAAAGGAGAAACUCUAUUGCAUGUUGCUGUCAUCAAGGGUGACACUGAAAAAGUUAAAAAUCUCCUGUCUGAUGGCGUUGAUGUCAAUAUCAAGGACUAUGCAGGGUGGACUCCUUUGCAUGAAGCCUGUAACCAUGGUCAUGAUAAAAUUGCUGAGUUAUUAUUGGAUAAUGGAGCUCUGAUUAACAUACCCGGAUCUGAGAAUGAUACACCUUUACAUGAUGCUGUUGUGAAUGGCCGUGUCAAGUGUGUACAGUUACUUGUUUCUAGGGGUGCUUCACUUACGCUCAGAAAUGUUCAUGGCCUCAUGGCUAAAGAUUAUGCCUAUACAGAGGCAAUGAAAGAAGCUUUUAAUACACCUGUUGUAACAGAUUCAUCAACAAAUAACUUGCAGGAUAUUUCCACUGUUGAUGGUGGUCCAUUGUGUAUUUUGGGUACGGCUCUCAAUCGAGAACAGAAAGUUGAACUUCAAAAAAAGGCAAUGCUUCUAAAAGCAAAAAUUGUUGAAGAGUUUAACCCAGAAGUGACUCACAUUGUCAGUGGUGUAAACAAAGAGGGAAUGUGCCCACGGACACUUAAAUAUCUAAAAGGAGUUCUGGCAGGAAAAUGGAUUGUAACUAUUGACUGGUUGCGUACAUGUGAAGAAUAUGGAGAGAGUAUUUCAGAAGAACCUUUUGAAGUUCCUGGCACAAGUACCAACCCAAAUUCUUUGGCACCUUACAAUGGUAGGAUGAACAGAUUGAAGCAAUUGCCUCGGCUAUUUGAUGGCUGUCAGUUCUAUUUUCAUGGGACAUUUAAUUACCCAACACCUGAAAAGGAAGACUUGAUAGAAUUGGUUAAAUUUGGAGGUGGUCACGUGCUGAGUCGGGAACCAAAACUACACAGUCUUGAUCCUACAGAUCUGACUGUACCUUUCCAUGCCCAAAACUCCAAAAAUGAGGAACUAAGCCAUUGCGGACUCUUCAUCAUCCAUGAUAACAAAGCCAACUAUCCCCGGGUUCGUCACAAACACCUGUGUUCAGCUCCUGCUGCUUGGAUCACAGAAUGUAUCGCUUCUUUUUCAUUAUGUGCAUUGCCAAAUGAUUAA